Messenger RNA from Suricata suricatta (meerkat), 3374 nucleotides. It is a transcript of the gene SCARA3, whose product is annotated as scavenger receptor class A member 3. The record is from RefSeq and is a predicted model, not a curated record. Bases 126 to 1946 code for a protein of 606 amino acids. NCBI's taxonomy places the organism in Eukaryota, Metazoa, Chordata, Mammalia, Carnivora, Herpestidae. The transcript has 6 exons.
GCUCGAGCGCGCGGCGCGUAGAGCUGCGAGCGGGCGCAGGCAGAGGACCCGCCGGCUCCACCGCGGGCCAGUCCGCAGCUCGAGCCGCCGUCCCGGGGCGCUCCCGAGGCCCCGCAGGAGGGACCAUGAAAGUGAGGUCGGCCACCAGCGACAGAGAUGCAUUGUGUGUUACAGAAGAGGAGCUGGCCGGUGUUGACGAGGACAUGCCGACCUUCCCAUGCACACAAGAGGGCCGGCCGGGGCCCCGCUGCAGCCGCUGCCAGAAGAACCUGUCAUUGCACACAUCUGUGCGGAUCCUUUACCUCUUCCUGGCCCUGCUCCUGGUGGCCGUGGCCGUGCUGGCCUCUCUGGUUUUCAGGAAAGUGGACUCUCUCUCAGAAGACAUCUCCCUGGCCCAGGCCGUCUAUGACAAGAAGCUUAUGUCUAUGCAGGAAAAUCUGCAAGGACUGGAUCUGAAAGCCCCAAACAACUGUUCCUUCUGCCACGAGGCUGGGCAGGUGGAGCAAGAGAUCAGAAAACUUCAGGAAGAGCUGGAAGGAAUUCAGAAGAUGCUCCUGGCCCAGGAGGUCCAGCUGGACCAGACCUCCCAGACCCACGAACUGCUCUCCACCACCAGCAGCCAAAUCUCCCAAGAGAUGGGCAGUUGUUCCUUCUCCAUCCACCAGGUCAACCAGUCUCUGGGGUUCUUUCUCACUCAGGUGAGGGGCUGGCAGGCCACCACGGCUGGCCUGGACCUCUCUCUGAAGGACCUCACCCAGGAGUGCUACGAUGUCAAGGCUACUGUCCACCAGAUCAACUUCACCGUUGGGCAGACUUCGGAGUGGAUUCAUGGGAUCCGGCGGAAGACCGACGAGGAGACCCUGACCCUCCAGAAGAUUGUCACCGACUGGCAAAACUACACCCGGCUCUUCAGCAGCCUGCGUACCUCGUCGGCCAAGACUGGAGAAGCGGUCAAGAACAUUCAGGCCACCCUGGGGGUCUCCUCCCAGCGCAUCAGCCAGAACUCCGAGAGCAUGCACGACCUGGUGCUGCAGGUCAUGGGCUUGCAGCUACAGCUGGAUAACAUCUCGUCCUUCCUGGACGACCACGAGGAGAAUAUGCACGACCUGCAGUACCACACCCGCUAUGCCCAGAACCGCACAGCGGAGAGGUUCGAGACGCUGGAAGGACGCAUGGCUUCCCACGAGAUCGAGAUCGGCACCAUCUUCACCAACAUCAAUGCCACCGACAGCCACGUGCACAGCAUGCUCAAGUACCUGGACGACGUGCGUCUCUCCUGCACACUGGGCUUCCACACCCACGCCGAGGAGCUCUACUACCUGAACAAGUCUGUCUCCCUCAUGCUGGGCACCACGGACCUGCUCCGGGAGCGUUUCAGCUUGCUCAGCGCCCGGCUGGACUUCAACGUCCGCAACCUCUCCAUGAUUGUGGAGGAGAUGAAAGCUGUGGACAUGCAGCACGGAGAAAUCCUCCGGAACGUCACCGUCCUCAGAGGUGCCCCUGGCCCUCCAGGACCAAGAGGACUCAAAGGAGACAUGGGCAUGAAAGGGCCUGGUGGUGGCAGAGGACCGAAAGGAGACCCUGGCAGCUUGGGGCCCCCAGGACCCCAGGGUCCUCAGGGGCAGCCUGGAGACACAGGACCCAUGGGGGAAAGGGGACCGGUUGGCCUUCGGGGUUUCCCAGGCCUCAAAGGCUCAAAGGGCAGCUUUGGAACUGGAGGCCCAAGAGGACAGCCAGGCCCAAAAGGGGACGUGGGGCCCCCAGGGCCAGAGGGGCCCCCAGGGUCUCCAGGGCCUUCAGGGCCUCAGGGAAAGCCAGGGAUUGCUGGGAAGAUAGGGUCACCAGGCCAGCGGGGGCCCAUGGGGCUUAAGGGCGAACCAGGCAUUCAGGGGCCCCCUGGCCUCCCAGGGCCCCCAGGCCCACCAGGAAGCCAGAGCCGCUACUAAGUGUCCCAGUCCCAGACACUGCUGCACAGAAUGCCAGGAAGGGCCUCGGGGCAGCGCGAGCCCUUACCCCAGAAAGCCAAACUUAGACAACUGUGGUCCUUUGAUCCCAAAGGGGCUUCUCCCCGGCCUGCCCCGGCACUCCGGGCUCCUUGGUACUGACCGCACCACAGAAAGCACCCCCUCACACAUAUACACACACAUGCACACACACACGUACAUGCACACACAUUUUCCUGCUGGCCAGGGGGGCCAGCUGGGUUUCCCUGGCUGGGCAGGAGGAGAGGGCCAGAGAAGACCCCCUCUCCUGUGACUGAGCCUGCCAGGGAUGUGGCUGCCUUGGGAGGAAGGUCUUAACUCUAUUUCUGAAGUGUGGACCAACUUGGUUUUCUGGCUUCUUCGAAAACAACCUAGCCAGCAGUUCCCCGUGGCUCCCAGCCGGUGAGAAGACCCAGGAAACCAUUUGAAGGGGAUGUGGUUCGAACUCUAGGGACAACAAGGUGGAUUUGAUGACCAAAACGCUCUCCUCACAGCUAUGGGAGCAGAGUCCUGGGCGCUGCCCCCGCCUCACACAGGACAGAGGGACGCCACCUGAGUCACCGUUCUUUGGCUCUGGGCACCAUGCUCUCAUGAGUUGAACAAUUUUUCAUGUCUCCAGAAAAUUCCUCACUUCAUCCUUGCCUCCUCCUCUCAGGAGCAUCUUGGAAGAAAUCCAAGCAGGAGCUUUUCUGCAUGGGGAGACUCUCUAGGCCCUGGAACAUUCUCCCAGAGUGGUGCCCAGCAGCUGGGAUGCUGGAGGAAGGGAGGCAGAGGCAUGAGUGCAGACGCCUCCCUUGCUCGGUCUCAGGCUGGCCUGCUCGUUCCUGGCAUGGGCCCCUCUAUGGCGGCUGAGGGAGGGCCAAGCCCGGCAACUGCCGCUCGCCCCUCUUGCACCCAGCUCUCCUGCCCGCAGCUGCCUGCUGACCUCACCCUGCCGUGGCUCAGAAUGGCCCGAGGCCCCUCUGCUUGGGCAGUAAGACUGGACGAGGAGGGAAGGGCCCGAGCAUCCACAAGAGGCUCGCUUUCACAUCGCCCCUCGUCACCUCCACCUUCCUGCUCACAAGGGCAGAAAGGAGCCCGGGAAGCUCCCCCAGCAAGGUGAAGGCCGCCCACAGGCUAACCUCGUGGUAGAACUGCCUGCCUGGGUGUCCGGCAGAUUCCGACCGCUCCUGGGCUGGGGGCACGGAGCGGUCUCCUCCCUGGCCUGCCUCAGAGAUGGAGACUAGCCCCCAUCCUCAUUCCAAAAGCCUUAAUGUUACCUCCCUUCUUGUAAUAGAUGUGCAACUGGUUUGCACUCCCACCUGCCCUCCCCACCCACGGCCAUGUAAUUCUGUCUACAUAUGAUAUCAUGCCAUAUAGUAUUACUGACUCAGUAAAGAGCUGUUUCCAGGA